Messenger RNA from Cyclopterus lumpus (lumpfish), 4078 nucleotides. RefSeq names its product MORC family CW-type zinc finger 3a (gene morc3a). Gene Ontology annotation, molecular function: ATP hydrolysis activity; zinc ion binding. NCBI's taxonomy places the organism in Eukaryota, Metazoa, Chordata, Actinopteri, Perciformes, Cyclopteridae. The coding region runs from base 428 to 3613 and encodes 1061 amino acids. Gene Ontology annotation, cellular component: nucleus; PML body. The record is from RefSeq and is a predicted model, not a curated record. The transcript has 19 exons.
UUGCCGAUAAGCGCGCUAGCUCGCGCACAAGCGCACCCAAAAGUUCGAGAAAGUCCGAGCGCAACCGAAACGGACCCCACCCCCUUUUUAUUCCUACGGCGGUCAGAGAGAUACAAGAAGACCGUAACGCCUCCGAUCUAGCAGCUACACUGCGCAUGCGUGAUACCCCACGGCUGUCCGAGCGAGGCCCUGCAAUGAGACGCGGAAGAUCGCCGGAAGAUCCGGUUAAUGUGACACUCUGAAUUCAAAUAUGUUUGUGUGUUGACGCUGCACGGAGCAACGUGACGCCGCCUCCACCAGAGGAGAAGACGUGCAUCGACCACUGAGCGGCUCGCGGUGUGUGUGUGUGUGUGUGCGUGUGUGUGUGUGCGCGUGUGGUUCUCCUCCAGCAUCAACGCCUCUGACCAACUUCCGUAUUUACUGAAAGAUGGCGACAGGCCGCGGCGUCCCGCUCAGCACGCUUUGUCCCAAGUUUCUUCACACAAAUUCCACCAGCCACACCUGGCCCUUCAGUGCCAUCGCUGAGCUCAUAGACAAUGCCUAUGAUCCAGAUGUCAGUGCCAAACAGUUCUGGAUUGAUAAGACUAUGGUCCAUGGACACAAAUGCCUCAGCUUUAUGGAUAAUGGAAAUGGACUGGACCAUGAAACCAUGCAUAAGAUGCUCAGCUUUGGGUACAGUGACAAGAUUCCUCUAAAGGGUGUCGAGCCAAUUGGUAUGUAUGGCAACGGCUUCAAGUCCGGAUCCAUGCGUCUUGGCAAGGACGCCAUCGUGUUUUCAAAGUCCGAGAAGUCUUCAUGCGUCGGGAUGCUCUCGCAAACCUACCUGGAUAAGAUCGGUGCUAACCAAAUAAGUGUCCCUAUCGUCUGCUUUGAACAGAGAGAGAGAAACAAGUUCAGUGUAAGAGAGGAGCAGAAAGCCAGUCUGCAGGACAUCCUGAGCUAUUCCCCUUUCAAGACGGAGAGAGAAUUGCUUCUUGAGAUCGAUGCCGUCCGUUCCAACUCCACAAAGAAAACUGGCACGCGGAUCAUCAUCUGGAAUCUCCGCGGGACAUCUACCGGAACAACCGAGUUUGAUUUUGAGACCGAUCGUUACGAUGUCCGAAUUCCAACUGACGUCUACGAGGAAAUGAAUAACACUCAAUAUCCAGACAGGCUCACUUCGAACAGGGUCAUCCCUGUGAGUUUUUACUCACUACGGGCGUAUUGCAGUAUUCUGUACCUGAAGCCGAGGAUGCAGAUCAUCAUUCGUAGUCAAACUGUGAAAUCUCAGCUCAUCGCUAAGAGUCUGGCCUCCAUCCGAAAGGACCACUACAGGCCCAAUUUCGUGGAAAAACGUAUUCCUAUUAUUUUUGGCUAUAACACCAAAAGUAAAGACCAGUAUGGCAUUAUGAUGUAUUACAAGAACCGGCUCAUCAAAGCCUACGAACGCGUGGGCUGUCAGCUCAAGGCCAACAACAAAGGUGUCGGGGUCAUUGGGAUCAUAGAUUGUCACUUUCUGGAGCCUACCCACAACAAACAGAGCUUCGAUGAAACGGAUAAGUACAGGAAAACAAUUACCAGUUUGUCGACUAAACUGGAGGAAUACUGGAAUGAAAUGUGCUUCAGGAGGAAAAGAGAGAAUCCAAACGCCACCACACCAGUGGAAGAUACCAUGAAGCGGCCAGAUCAAAACUGGGUGCAGUGUAACGACUGUUUGCACUGGCGCAAACUCCCAGAUGGGAUCGACUGCAGCAAGCUGCCAGACCAUUGGUACUGCCAUAUGAACCCUGAUCCUCAGUUCAGGAGCUGCCAGGUGGAGGAGGAGCCUGAGGACUCAGAUGAUGAGAAGCCUACAUACUGCAAGACCUAUAAACAACAAGAGAGGGAAGACAAAAGGAUUCAAGAGAUGGAAAGACAAAAGGCUGAGGAGGCUCGAAAGCGCCAGGAAGAACAACGUCUGGCGAAUCUCCACAGGGCUGCCCAUUCCCCCUCCACCCCUACUACCCCAAAGAGGUUUACCUCUGUAAGACCACGCAGUGGUGCCUCUCACGUUAGGUCCUUUCCCCAAGCUGUUUCCAGCUCCUCCAGUAACAAUGGUCUUCCAGUUAUUUCUAGUGUUUGCUCAUUGUCAACAAGCCCCAGGGUAAAAAGAACACUGCCUGCCACUCCACACAGCUCCCCCAAAAUACCUAAAAUCAAUGGCAACUUGGAUACAUCCACAUUCUUGGAUACAUCCACAUUACUGGAUGAGAGCCCACAGUGCUCACCGUCAGUGCUCGUCAAUGAUGAUGCUGAUGAUGAUACUGAUGAUGACAUUUUCAUCUUGGAAACCGCCAGUACCGCCAAGCCAGCAAAUCCAGCCUGUGAUUUGACUCUAGUGAAGGUGGAGCAAGAGCAAAGUGACACUGAUGUCGUCAUGCUUUUGGAGUGCAGCGACGAUGCUGCUGUGGAUGGCGCCCCAGAGACGAAUGUUGCAGGAACGGGCCCUGCAGGGUCUGCAACUGUGGGAACCAGUUCCUCCCCAGCCCCCCCUCCACUGGUGGCCAGCAUCACCACCCAGACAGAAAGGCCCAAAGUGAAGAAGGAAGAGAAGGACCAGAUUCUAACUGACGGGGAGAAGAGAGCAGGGCCGAGUACAUCCACCAACGGCGGUAGAGAACAGAGAUCAAAUGUGGACCGUGGUGUUGGCACUGUUGAGCAAAUAAUAGUGAAACAUGAGAACAGUGGAGACCCUCACGCCGCAUAUCAAGGCAACCAGACCUUGCAGAACGGGGGGGAGCAUCAUCUGGGUAGUGGCGAAGUGGCGGGACCCGCCUGUGCGAAUGCCAUUGAUGAGACGGACGCUUCACGUCACUACCCCAGUGUCACUGAGGUACAGAACCAGCAGGACCAGCUCAUAGAGCUGAUGCAGGCUACAGCUGUGGAGAGAGACUCCUUUCAAGAGCAGGUCCAUGAACUUACCUGCCAACAGCAAGACAUGGAGAGCAGACUGCAGGAUCUGUCUCAGAUCAAUGUGAAGAAGGAGUGUUCUCACCAGGCCAACCAGACGGAGGAGGAGAAGGACUACAAGGCUCUGUUUGAGAGGGCCAAACAGAAAGUCGAUUCACUGAUUAAGGACAAAGAGCUUUUACUGACAUCUACUGCGACCACGCCCAGUGCUGCCCAAUGUGAAGAAAAGGACAUUGAUGAUAUUGCACUGCAAGUCGACUGUCUGAUGCGAGAAAUGGAUGAAGUCAAAAAGGAGAGGAGUGAACUGCACACACGGUUGGGCGGUCUGGAGGAGGAGAAGGCAAAGCUGGCAUCCGAGUGUGAAGAGCUCAGGUUGAGCCUGCAGCAGGAGAGGGAAAAGGCUCAAAGGGGAAGCACGCGGCCACAUGGAAACACUGAUUCUACGGAUCCAGAGGAAGCAGGAGCGACAGGAGCGACAGGAGCAAAUUCAAGCUCUGAUACAUCAAGAAGUUUGAUUGAGCUGAGGCACAGCAUCGGGCGCCUUCUCGUCUCCUUCGUGCCGGCUCUGGACCUGGGCCAGGUGAAUUAUGAGUGCAAUGUAAUUGAUGAGAUCCUUGAACAGGUUCUUUCUGAUGUGGAGUCGGUCAGACGGGCGGGGGAGAUGUACAGCGAAUUAAAUGAAUGAAUAACUCAUAGGAUCCCGGGAACGAAGAACUGUACUCCAUCUAUAAAUAAUGACUACAGAAUUGUAUGAUUGUGGGAGAUGAAAGUGUAUUUAUUUUAAUGUGUUUUUUAAAAUAGUUUUUUGUGAUCAGAUUUUUGUAUUUAUUUCAUUUUCUUGAUAAGCAUAUGAAAAAGAAACGUUUUUUGUAAUUGUUGUUCACUAAAUUCAACAUUAUGAGCUGCUUUGCACUCUUUUUUUAGCUUAACAGAUGACAACUGCUAUAAUAUAAAUAUAUACAACCACAGUGUACAUUAAUAAAUGGUAUAGGUCAUUCACUUUGCUGGUCAGACUGGUGAGUCCAAUGCUUUGUCCAAUGCUUUGUUUAGGCUUUCCACACAAAGAGACUCUGUAUCUGAUUUGGUUUCUGUUACACAAUGAAAGCUACCUGUUUUCUCUUUGAUAUAAAUUGAAGCAUAUUUUAUGUUU